GUCGGAGAGGAAAUAGCUCUGAGAGAAAUCGAAGAAGAGAGAAGAAAUCAUGGCCGUUGAUUUGCAGUUGCCGCCGGGGUUUAGGUUUCAUCCAACGGACGACGAGCUUGUGACGCAUUACUUGUGCCGUAAAUGUGCGUCGCAGCCGAUUUCUGUGCCGAUUAUUGCUGAAAUUGAUCUUUAUAAAUACAAUCCGUGGGACUUGCCUGGAAAAGCUUUGCACGGAGAGAAGGAGUGGUAUUUCUUUUCGCCAAGGGACCGGAAGUAUCCGAACGGUUCAAGGCCGAACCGGUCGGCUGGGAGUGGAUACUGGAAGGCGACCGGAGCUGAUAAACCGAUAGGCCGGCCGAAGACAAUCGGGAUUAAGAAGGCUUUGGUGUUUUACGCUGGGAAAGCUCCCAAGGGUGAGAAAACCAAUUGGAUCAUGCACGAGUACCGGCUCGCUCACGUGGACCGGUCGGCUCGCAAGAAGAAUAGUCUAAGGCUUGACGAUUGGGUACUCUGCCGCAUAUACAACAAAAAAGGCUUGAUCGAGAAGCAGCCGCCGCCACCGCCGCCGCCGCCGCCGCAGCAGCACCACGUUUCUAUUAAUCGGCCGGAAAUGAACACGAUCGGAUAUAUAGAAAACGAGGAUCAGGAGGAAAAGCCUGAAAUUCUGAACGACGGAGCAGUUUCCGGCCGAAUUCUGUCUCCAUCGCCGUCGCAGGCUCCGCCAUCGUCCGGCGUAGUGAACGAUUUUAUGUAUUUCGACGCGUCCGAUUCGAUUCCUCGUCUUCACGCGGACUCGAGCUGUUCGGAACAAGUGGUGUCGUCGGAGUUCACGUGCGAGGUUCAGAGCCAGCCGAGAUUGAAAGACGAGUACUCUGGAUUUCCGUACAAUUACAUGGACGCUUCGAUGGAGAGCGCUUUCUGUGCUCAAUUUCCGACAUUAAAUCAGAUGUCGCCAUUGCAGGAUAUGUUCAUGUACCUUCAGAAGCCGUUUUGAAUUCGACAUGUCGAAUUGAAUUUGAUUAAACGUCGGAUUCCGGCUUCGAAAGCUUAUCAUCGGUCGAUGACAGAGCCGCCGUCGAAUGAUUGCAUACAGAGUGUCACCGUGACGAUGAGAUCUAAAUCCGCUUACUCGGCGGCAGAAGCGGCGGCACUGGCGACGGCGCCGGACUUUUGAGCCGAGUUGUAACGAAGCGACGAGCGAGUUUAGCACGUGUGUUAUCAAUGUACAUAUUUGCUUACAAUAUUUAUGUUUUUAUUCUCGAAAUUAAAAAAUAAUAAUAUUCUAAUUUGUAUGUGAAUUUACAUAAAA
Cucurbita maxima (winter squash) is the source of this 1300-nucleotide messenger RNA. RefSeq names its product NAC domain-containing protein 2-like. Gene Ontology annotation, molecular function: DNA binding. The transcript is spliced from 3 exons. The record is from RefSeq and is a predicted model, not a curated record. Gene Ontology annotation, biological process: regulation of DNA-templated transcription. Lineage: Eukaryota; Viridiplantae; Streptophyta; Magnoliopsida; Cucurbitales; Cucurbitaceae. The coding region runs from base 50 to 985 and encodes 311 amino acids.